CCAGGAUGUCGCUGACCCAGAGGAAGACCAACGGCGACGCAAGGAACAAGGAUGGUAUCGCGGCCUACACUGCCCACUGGAACAGAGAUUCUGCGCAGGACACAGAGGAGAACACCCAGAGCCGUUUGGCAGAGUACACGGACGUGGUCAACGGCUACUACGAUGGAGCGACAGAGCUGUACGAGUACGGCUGGGGGGACUGCUUCCACUUUGCACGCUACUACCCCGGCGAGGCAUUUCGACAGGCACUCGCACGCCACGAGCACUAUCUCUCUGCCCACAUCGGUCUCAAGCAAGGCAUGCGCGUACUCGACGUAGGCUGUGGUGUCGGUGGGCCGGCAAGGGAGAUCGCAAGGUUCUCGGGCGCCCAUGUGACCGGCCUGAACAAUAACCAGUUCCAGAUCGACCGAGCUACAAAGUAUACCGCCAAGGCAGGCCUGUCUGAACAGGUCGACUUUGUCAGAGGUGACUUUAUGCGACUCUCUGAGCAAUUCGGAGAGAACUCCUUCGAUGCCGUCUACGCUAUCGAGGCCACCGUUCACGCGCCAACCUGGGAGGGUGUCUAUGGCGAGAUCAAGAAGAUCCUCAAGCCGGGCGGCGUCUUUGGCGUGUACGAGUGGUGCAUGACAGAUACCUGGGAUCCUAGCAUACCCGAGCACAAGAGGAUCGCGCACGGUAUCGAGGUAGGCGAUGGCAUACCGGAGAUGCGCACCAUCGCAAAAGCCCGUCAAGCUCUCCAGACUGUCGGCUUCGAGAUCCUGCACGACGAGGAUCUGGCAGAGAAGAACGACAGAGUGCCAUGGUACUAUCCCCUCGAGGGCGACAUCCGCAAGUGUCAGACAGUCUGGGACGCUUUCACGAUCAUUCGUAUGACGCGAGCAGGCUCCUUCGUCACUCAGACAGCCGUCAAAGUGCUCGAGAGAGUCGGCAUGGUUCCAAAAGGCACACACGAUGUUGGGGAAGCCCUCAAGACUGCAGCAGAGGCACUCGUCAGCGGCGGCAAAGCAAAGCUCUUCACGCCCAUGAUGCUCUUUGUCGCUCGAAAGCCUGCAAACUAAAAGCUGACACGCAGCAGGAGAUACCCAGACCAGUGUAAUCAG
Messenger RNA from Mixia osmundae IAM 14324, 1100 nucleotides. RefSeq lists its product as uncharacterized. Gene Ontology annotation, cellular component: endoplasmic reticulum. The coding region runs from base 6 to 1058 and encodes 350 amino acids. The record is from RefSeq and is a predicted model, not a curated record. Lineage: Eukaryota; Fungi; Basidiomycota; Mixiomycetes; Mixiales; Mixiaceae. Gene Ontology annotation, biological process: ergosterol biosynthetic process. Gene Ontology annotation, molecular function: sterol 24-C-methyltransferase activity. The transcript has 4 exons.